Molecule: messenger RNA, 867 nt
Organism: Fonsecaea monophora
Lineage: Eukaryota; Fungi; Ascomycota; Eurotiomycetes; Chaetothyriales; Herpotrichiellaceae
Exons: 1
Coding region: 1-867 (288 amino acids)
Molecular function (GO): acyl-CoA dehydrogenase activity; flavin adenine dinucleotide binding
Source: RefSeq, a predicted model, not a curated record
AUGGAAAGGUCUACGACCUUACAGACUUUGCCGAUGCACAUCCAGGGGGGAUCAGUCGUACUACGACGAGUUGCUGGUACCGAUGCAACCGACGCGUUCUACGGCCUCCACCGCCAUGAAGUUCUUCAGAAAUAUCAUGAUCUCUGCAUCGGCGAGAUUAGGGGCCACAAACCUUCCCUUGUCUACAGUGCCCCUGGUGGCUUGAUUCAAGUACCCUAUGCCGAGCCCAUCUGGUUAAAUCGUCUAUACAGAAGUUCGUACUACAACAAAUCGCACCUGACUUUCCUCCACGCUGUCAGAAACUUCGUGGAUGUACAUAUGUACCCCGAAGCGCAGCAGAAAGAAUCCGAUGGAACAUACGUCUCCAAGGAGCCGAUCGGCAAGAUGGCACAAAACAAUAUCCUUGCGAUGCGAUUGGGCCCUGGUGUUGACCUUCACAACCUCACGUUAAUGGACUUUCUUCCUGGUGACCAGUUUGACUAUUUCCACGAGCUCAUCCUGUCACAAGAGUUAUCUAGAGCCGUAGCUCGAGGCUUUCAAGAUGCUAAUGUGGCAGGACUGGCUAUAGGUCUAACAGCGAUACGACAAUGGGCAGCAGACCCACGACUUCGCGACAAAAUGAGUCAGGAGUGUCUUUCAGGGCAGAACUUCAUCUGUCUGGCCAUAACCGAGCCCUUCGCCGGUUCGGAUGUGAGUGGGAUCCAGACGACAGCGACGAAAUCAAGCGACGGCCAGUACUACAUCGUCAGCGGAGUCAUGAAGUGGAUCACGAAUGGCAUGUUUGCUGACUAUUUGGUCACGGGCUGCAAAAGCGAAGACGUAUUCUCUGCUACUCUUGAUUCCUCGAGACGAAAACGUCCAGACUAG